AUGUCUAAUAUCCAACUUUUCUUCCCCCCCCCCCUUAUAAUAACUCCAGUCAGAGCUCCCAGAGCGAAGUACACGAUAGUAGGAGAAGCAAUACGUAAUGUUGUCCCCGAACAUAUGCAAUGCUCUAUCGGCUGUGGAGGCCAAGCCUGCAAGUAUGACAACCCAAGUUACUGGACUGAUGACCAACAGGCCAUAAAAGGCCUCUACUCAUCCUGGAUUACUGAUCAUCUUCUCGCUAUGUCCAGACCCUCAACAGAAAUCAUUGAGGAGUAUAAAAUCAUUGAUCAAUUCAGAAGGUAUGGUAUUAAAACAGUGAUCAACCUACAGAUACCUGGUGAACAUGCCAGCUGUGGAAAGCCUCUGGAGCCAGAAAGUGGCUUCUCAUACCGCCCAGAGGUCUUCAUGGAAAACAACAUUUAUUUCUACAAUUUUGGCUGGAGUGACUAUGGAGUGGCCAACCUCACCACUGUUCUGGACAUGGUGAAGGUCAUGGCCUUUUCACUGCAGGAGGGAAGGAUAGCAGUCCACUGUCACGCUGGUCUCGGAAGAACAGGUGUGCUGUUAGCAAGUUUCUUGGCCUACGCUACCAGGAUGACUGCAAACCAGGCUAUUUUAUAUGUACGUGCUAAGCGCCCCAAUUCCAUCCAGACCCGAGGUCAGCUGCGUUGCGUCAGAGAGUUUGUACAGUUCCUUGCCCCUUUGAGGAGUGUGUUUUCCUGUGCUGAGCCUCGAUACAAUCCAGUCACCCUGUCCCAGUAUCUGAACCGCCAGAGACACAUACUGCAUGGCUAUGAGAGGAAGCAGCUGAGGCACCUGCCAAAGAUUGUCCAGGUAGUGUCUAGACUGCUGGUGGACAUUGCAGAAAAUCGAGAGGUGAUCGAGGAAGACAUUCUGGAGGCCCCAGAUAUUGAUGACAUAGAGAUGACUCUUAACGUCAUUGAGCAGAUGGGCCCUGAGCUUGCAAAGGAGCCACGCUUACCAGGUACGCCCACCUUACCCAGGCAUUUCAACGAGCCGGCCAUCUUCUACCAUCGCAAAAGUCUGAGCUACAGUGAGUCUGACUUGAGACGACUGGGCUCACAGCUCAACCUCCUCACACAACCUCUUGGCUCUUUGUCACAAAGUAAUGUUGAAAUGUCCAUUUCCCCAACCAUAACGGCUCUCCCUGCAAACCAGCGGCAGCGUUGCAAUAGCAACAUGUCUGACAUCUCAUACAGCUCAACAGGCUCACUCUGGCAAGCCAAAAAUGUAGAAAAACAAAAAGAUGGAUCCAUUCUGUUGAAGAAAGUGCAGCAGAAAAAGAUCCAACGUAGUGAGUCUGUGGGAAACAGUGAACCUACCAAAAAGGGUAGCAUGUUGUCCAGGUGGAAGGCAGAAAAGAGGGAAGAGUUAGCAAUGAAUGGGAUGAACUGCAAAGAGGAGCAUUCAGAGAAGUCGGAGGUGCCCUUCAUCACCCUGCAGUCAGAGUUGUCUCUGGACGCCAGGAGGUUGCUAGUGGCACAGGCACUGGCAGUAGACCUUUUUCUUGAUGGAGAAGAAGAGCACAAGAACAAAGUCUUGGCCUGGCAGGCAGAACUGAACCAAGGUGGUGGCUGGGAAAGGCUGUGUAUGGAGCGGGAUCCUUUCAUCCUCACUGGGCUCAUGUGGGCCUGGCUGGAGCAACUCAAAGAGCCAGUCAUUUCCAUCCAGGAAGCCAAAGCCUUAAACCCUCACAACACUGAUCCUCAAAGUGUCCUCAACACACUCGACCAGGCCUCUAAAGAAACACUGAUGUGCAUACUAGAUUGUAUGGCUCAUAUGCUGUUGAUACCAGAAAAGGUUGAAAAUGCAUUCCUGAAUCGUACAAUCAAGGCUUUCACUUGGAUGAAAAACGACUCAGACGAUGGAAGCAGAGUGUACGAGUCUUUGACUACAGUCCUACGUUGUGUCCUUGAGGAGAUGAGAUGUGUGGCCAUCGAAGCAGAUGAGGCGCUUGUGUCUCCUUUCUGUGUAUAG
Messenger RNA from Morone saxatilis (striped sea-bass), 1995 nucleotides. RefSeq names its product protein tyrosine phosphatase domain containing 1b (gene ptpdc1b). Lineage: Eukaryota; Metazoa; Chordata; Actinopteri; Moronidae. Bases 1 to 1995 code for a protein of 664 amino acids. The record is from RefSeq and is a predicted model, not a curated record. Gene Ontology annotation, molecular function: protein tyrosine/serine/threonine phosphatase activity. The transcript is spliced from 8 exons. Gene Ontology annotation, biological process: protein dephosphorylation; cilium assembly.